Messenger RNA from Eutrema salsugineum, 1252 nucleotides. RefSeq names its product PRA1 family protein B3. Gene Ontology annotation, biological process: vesicle-mediated transport. The record is from RefSeq and is a predicted model, not a curated record. Gene Ontology annotation, cellular component: endoplasmic reticulum; Golgi apparatus. Lineage: Eukaryota; Viridiplantae; Streptophyta; Magnoliopsida; Brassicales; Brassicaceae.
AUUCCGUUUGUAAGUUAUGCAUUAUGCAAUAGUCUCACAUGCAAUUCUGUUUGGCGCUUAACUAUCCCAACGGUUGAACCGCAAGGAACUCCAAACUCGGUUUAAUGCAAAUAAACCGGAAAGUCUGACUAAAGCAACUAAAGUAAACGCAUGUUUGGCCUUGUCUUGUGGGGCUUGUUAAUAAAAAUAUCGCUUCAUUCCACGUGGACGGUGGAGAUGCUGCGUUGCAGAGUGCGGUCUUUCCUGUGGGUGUUUACAUCAGAUCAUUACGUUAACACAGAAACGGACCGGUUGCUUCAGAAGAGACCGAUCAAUCACCGUAAAUCAAACGCGUCUUCGACCCACGCGCCUUCUUCGUUCCCUAUUUCUCCACGCGCAGCCGUGUUGAUGGCUAACCCGCCAACGUUACCGAUCUCAGAUCAAUCUGGCGGUUCCCAAUCUCAGCAAACCCUCGGUACACCGGCGUUUCGCACUUUCCUCUCGCGCCUCUCGGCAUCGAUCCGCCAAAGCCUUUCGCAGCGACGGCCGUGGCUAGAGCUCGUAGAUCGGAGCGCGAUUUCGCGGCCGGAUUCUCUCACCGACGCGUAUUCUCGGAUUCGGAGGAAUCUCUCUUACUUCAAAGUAAAUUACGUGACGAUCGUCUCUCUGGUGCUCGCGCUCUCGCUCCUCUCGCAUCCUUUCUCCCUCCUCGUUCUCUUAUGCCUCUUCGGCGCGUGGAUCUUCCUCUACCUUUUCCGUCAGUCCGAUCAGCCGCUGGUAAUUCUCGGCCGUCCGUUCUCAGAUCGCGAGACGCUUGGAGUUUUGGUACUCUUGACAAUCGUCGUCGUCUUCUUAACCAGCGUCGGAUCUCUAUUGACAUCCGCGUUGAUGAUCGGUUUCGGAGUCGUAUGCUUACACGGCGCCUUUAGAGUGCCGGAGGAUCUCUUCUUGGACGAACAGGAACCUGCGAACACCGGAUUAUUGUCUUUCCUCAGCGGAGCCGCUACAUCCGCCGCAGUUGCCGCCGCCUCAGCUCCUGUGUCGGCUCGUGUUUGAUCAUGUGACAAACACAAACCAAUUUGCUUCUGAAGCAUUCUUCUCUAUAGACACAAACUGAUCAAUCUCUAUGAUCGUUUAUUUUGUCCUUUUCUAAGAAUUAAUUGAGGGGAAUUAAUGUAGAUUUGAGCUUGUUGGUUUUAAUUCCAGGAAUCAAGAUUCUGAUUUUGUUACCUCCAUUGUAGAGCAUGAUUAAUUCAGUCAGCAAUCUAUCGCA